Messenger RNA from Candidula unifasciata, 1185 nucleotides. The record is from the annotation of a GenBank genome assembly. Lineage: Eukaryota; Metazoa; Mollusca; Gastropoda; Stylommatophora; Geomitridae.
AUGGCAUCUGUGGACAAGGAGGAGAGUGAAAGACCAAACGAUCAAUCUGCAAAUGCAAAUACUUCUGAUGAUUGUCUUUUAAGGGAUAAUUAUGUUCAAAGACAGGAGGAGUUUUUUGACAAUCACAUAGAUUAUAGCAGCCAAAGAACAUGUUGUGUAGAGAGAAACGAAGUACACUUCUCAGAGCCAGCAAGUAAUUUAGACACUGUGAAAGCAGACUUGAAUGAGCCAGUAAUCAACAGCGGUAGUGAGUGUAGGAAUUCUUCAUCUGAUUCACAGCCUAGACUGACUUCGAAAGCUUCUGUCCAACUUAAUGAAGACAGUGGCAUUGAGAGAGUUGGUGACCUGAGAUUAAAAAAUAAUGACGAUAAUAGUGACGAUGAGUAUCAGUCUGCUGAUGAAGGUGAUAAAGAUUAUGAUAAUUGUAAAGACAAUGAUCAAGGCAACGAAGACAGAUUUUUGUUGCUAGAAAAUAAAGAUAAUUAUGCAGAUGAAGAAGGUGAUGAUUCGGUGUCUGAUGACAGUGUUACUACCAAGGAAGAGUCAGAUGAACAAAAGGCAGAACAAGCUAUCAUAGAUGACUUGGAAAUUAGAAAAAGUAUGGAGGAAAAAUUAACAGAAGAUGAGAAGAAGGAAAGAAAAGAAAGAGGCCAGAAGUUGAAGGAUGAGGGAAAUGAUAAGUUUCGCGGGGGUAACUAUGAUGAAGCCAUUAUUGCAUACACAGAAGCAUUGGAUAUAUGCCCUCUAAGUUUUCACAAAGAGAGAUCAAUCAUGUUUGCUAAUAGAGCGGCAUGUAAGAUGAAAAAAGAACUAUAUGAGGGAGCUAUUCAGGACAGUACAAGUGCAUUAGAUCUUCAUCCACAUUAUUUGAAAGCACUCCUCCGCAGAGCAGAAUUGUAUGAGAAAACAGAAAAACUUGAUGAAGCUCUCAAAGAUUAUCAGAAAGUUGUAGAGCUUGAUCCUUCUCAGGGCAUGGCCAGAGCAGCGUGUGUGAAAUUAGCAGAACAAAUAAAGGACAGAAAUGAGAAAAUGAAGGAGGAAAUGAUAGGAAAACUGAAAGACCUGGGAAAUCUUGUUCUGCGACCAUUUGGUUUAUCAGUCAACAACUUCAACUUGCAGAAGGAUCCUACAACAGGCUCAUAUUCGGUGCAGUUCCAGCAGAACCCUCCCAACAAUGGAUCAUGA